UCUCUGAGAUAAACAUGUUUUUCACUUGAUAAAAAUAAAAUUAUACAAUUGUGUAAAUCGCGAUAACCCGAAGUCGCACGACUUACUUAACAUAUCGUAGUAAUCGUCAAGGGGGGGCCUGAUUACACCAUUUACAUCACAAUCGAGUUCAAUUAAGUGCGGACAUGGCAAUGCAACGGACCUCUACCCCUUUUCUCACCCUCCUCAAACGGCACUACUCUAAUGUAGCCCCCACAACGAAACUCUUCAUCGAUGGCAAAUUCCUCGAUUCGCAAGCCACCGACUGGGUGGAGCUCCACGACCCCGCCACCAACGAACUGGUCACGAAAGUGCCCCAAAGUACCAGAAGUGAGAUGGAGGCUGCGGUAGAAUCGUCAAAAAAAGCGUACGAAACGUGGAAGAAUACUUCAGUAUUAACGCGACAGCAAGUCAUGCUUAAACUUCAGCACGUUAUCAGACGCGAUAUUAAAAAAAUCGCGGCAAAUAUCACCACAGAACAGGGGAAAACCCUGGCAGACGCCGAAGGCGAUGUCAUGCGGGGCUUGCAGGUUGUUGAGCACAGUUGUGCCGCAGGAACCCUCCUCCAAGGAGAGUCGCUACAAAACAUAGCAAGGGACAUGGACAUAGUCUCGUACAAGGUCCCAAUCGGGGUCACUGCCGGGAUCGCCCCCUUCAACUUCCCUGCCAUGAUCCCCUUGUGGAUGUUCCCUCUAGCCCUAAUCGCCGGCAACACCAUGAUAAUCAAACCCUCCGAACGCGAUCCUGGAGCGACCAUGCUCCUGAUGGAGCUCCUCAACGAAGUGGGCUGUCCCCCAGGUGUCGUCAACGUGAUCCACGGCACCCAUGACGCUGUUAACUUCAUUUGCGACAAUAAAGACAUCAAGGCUAUUAGUUUCGUGGGGUCGGACACAGCCGGGAAAUAUAUUUACGGGCGUGGGGGCGCCAACGGCAAACGGGUGCAGUCCAACAUGGGGGCUAAAAACCACGCUGUUGUGCUUCCAGACGCUGACAAGAGCGCGACGAUUGAUCAGCUGAUUGGCGCCGCUUAUGGGGCCGCCGGCCAGAGGUGCAUGGCCCUAAGUGUGGCGAUUUUAGUCGGGGAAACCCGCGACUGGAUCCCGGAGAUUAUCGAACGGGCGAAAAAACUCAAAGUGACAGCAGGGCAUGAGCCGGGGGCUGAUUUAGGCCCGGUGAUUUCGCCCAAAGCCAAGGAGAGAAUUUUUAGUUUGAUUGAGUCUGGGAUUAAGCAAGGGGCCAAGUGUCCGCUGGAUGGGAGAGGGAUUGUUGUGGAGAAGUACCCUAAAGGGAAUUUCGUGGGGCCUACACUUUUAACCCAUGUCCAGCCAUCGUUUGAGUGCUACAAAGAGGAGAUUUUCGGGCCGGUUUUAAGUGUCAUGUUCGCCGAUACUUUAGACGAGGCCAUUAAAAUGAUUAACUCGAAUCCUUAUGGUAAUGGUACUGCAAUUUUCACGAGUAAUGGCAGUCAUGCCAGACAGUUUGUUAAUGAGAUUGAUGUUGGGCAAGUCGGGGUUAAUGUUCCAAUCCCGGUGCCGUUGCCCAUGUUCAGUUUCACCGGGUCCAGGGGUAGUUUUCACGGAGAUUUGCAUUUCUACGGGAAGCAGGGCUUGAACUUUUACACCGAAACCAAGACCAUAACGUCGUUGUGGCGCAAAGGCCAGGCGGCGUCCAACAAGUCUGUCUCAAUGCCUGUGCAUAAUUAAUUUUUGAUUGUUGUUAAUAAAAAAUAUGAACGAG
Molecule: messenger RNA, 1755 nt
Organism: Tribolium castaneum (red flour beetle)
Lineage: Eukaryota; Metazoa; Arthropoda; Insecta; Coleoptera; Tenebrionidae
Exons: 3
Coding region: 165-1721 (518 amino acids)
Biological process (GO): L-valine catabolic process; thymine catabolic process
Cellular component (GO): mitochondrion
Molecular function (GO): malonate-semialdehyde dehydrogenase (acetylating, [NAD(P)+]) activity; methylmalonate-semialdehyde dehydrogenase (acylating, NAD+) activity
Source: RefSeq, a predicted model, not a curated record